CCUCUUGGGAUUCUUCCCCUCAGCCGUCGCGCCAUGGAGGAGCCGCGAGCCGGGAGCGUCAACUGCGAGCCGGGCUGGUACUUGUCGGCUCAGGAGCUGGAAGACGGAGCCCCGCUCCUGGCGCCCCCGGGCAGGAGACCUUUGAAUCCUAUCUCAUCUGGUGCUUCCUUUGGCUUCUCAGUGUUUAAUUUAAUGAACGCUAUCAUGGGCAGUGGAAUCCUGGGGUUGGCCUAUGCCAUGGCCAAGACUGGAAUCAUUGGAUUUAGUGUGUUGCUGUUGAUUGUUGCCAUACUUGCAUCUUAUUCUGUAUUUCUGCUGCUUAGUAUGUGCAUUCACACUGCUGUCACUUCCUAUGAAGAUCUUGGUCUUUUUGCAUUUGGCUCUCCUGGAAAGGUUCUUGUAGCCAGUACAAUCAUUAUACAGAAUCUUGGAGCCAUGUCAACUUACCUGUUCAUUAUUAAGUCUGAACUUCCUGGUGCCAUUGCAGGACUUCUGAGCGAAGACCACAGCAGCUCCUGGUACCUUGACGGGAGAUUGCUGUUGCUGAUUACCUCAGUUUGCAUUGUCUUCCCUCUAGCACUUCUUCCGAAAAUUGGCUUUCUUGGCUACACAAGUAGUUUAUCAUUUUUCUUUAUGGUGUACUUUGCUCUUGUGAUCAUAAUUAAAAAGUGGUCCAUUCCUUGUCCUCUGCCACUAAAUGUUGCUGUUGGGUUCUUCCAGGUUUCAAAUUCUACUGGGGAUUGUCAACCAGCACUCUUCAAUUUUUCCAAGGAGAGUGCUUAUGCCAUUCCAAUUAUGGCUUUCUCAUUUCUCUGCCAUACAUCAGUACUGCCAAUUUAUUGUGAGCUACAAAGUCCAUCCAAAAGCAGGAUGCUGAAGGUAGCCAACACAGGAAUUGGUCUGAGCUUUCUAGUUUAUUUUGUGUCAGCGCUAUUUGGAUACCUCACUUUUUAUGGCCAUGUGGACUCAGAAUUGCUGCAAGGAUACAGCAGGUACCUGCCCCAUGAUAUUGUCAUCCUAACAGUGAAACUGGGCAUCCUCUUUGCUGUGCUGUUGACGGUGCCCCUAAUCCACUUUCCUGCAAGGAAGGCAAUAAUCAUGAUUUUUUUUUCACAUCUUCCUUUCUCCGUGAUCCGCCACAUUCUCAUCACUUUGGCACUCAAUGCAACUGUUGUGUUGCUUGCAAUGUACGUGCCCGACAUCAGACACUUUUUUGGAGUAGUUGGUUCAACCACGUCAACCUGCUUGCUCUUCAUAUACCCGGGGCUGUUUUAUCUCAAGAUCAGCACAGAAGACUUUAUAUCACGACAGAAACUUGGGGCGUGUGCACUGCUGGUUUUUGGCCUCUUGGUCGGUCCUCUCAGUUUAGCCCUAAUCAUUUACAAUUGGAUUCAUCCGUGAAAGAAUCCCUGCUUAGAACCGUGCACGUGAACAGCAGGCCGAAGGAACAUUUCCAGCAAAGUCUUACGUAAAAUUACUCUGCGAAAUGCUGGGCGAAGACUUCCCAGAGCUUUGGAAAGCCAUCACAAAACUACACUGCAAAUCCAUUUUCUCUUCGCUGUAGUAAUCCCUGCCCUUCUGCAAAGUUCUGCUGGAGCUGAAGAAGGUUAUCGUAGCAGCUCUACACCUGCAACUUCUCCUCUCUCCCUGGGCGUCGUGGCACACAUACGUUUCUCUGCCCAGCAAGCCGCUGCCAGUGGGUAAACUUGAAGCACAAUGACAUUAUGUUACAUCAGCCUUCCCCAACCUGGUGCCCUCCAAAUCCGUUGGACUACAACUCCCUGUGGCUGGCUGGGGGAUGCUGGGAGCUAUAGUUUUAACACAUCUGGGCUGCCCCAGGCUAGAGAAGGCUAUGUCACAUUGUCUAGUUCCAGCCUCAGGUGCCAUAACGGAGCUGAACAGGGAUUACAGUGCGAAGAAUAUAAUUUGUGGACUUUCAGAUUAAUAAAAAAUCAUACGUCUAAGUACCCAAAUGUGGAAGGGUUACGGCUGAGAUCCAGCAAGACAGGUGGUCUUCCAAGAACGUUCUGUUGAAAGGGGCUGAAAUCCUGCCACACCUGCCGCUGUCAGUUUCCCAGAAAUCACUUGUCCAGCUUCCUUAGGCCCGGAGUUCUGGGUUUGGCAAAGGGAAGCCAGGCCAGUCUAGGUUUGAUUAAAGCCUGCCGUCCGAGACAAUUUACAGUUCAGCCGAGGAGUAAGAAAUAACGAUGAGGUUAUGCUGCCUGCCAGUUGUCCUGACUUUGCAAGUGAACUGUGCGAUAUGUAUUGUUUUUUAUACUUCGGUGCAUUUGAAGAUAAGAUCAUGGGGUUGAUGCGAAAUAAAACACUGUUCCUUUGAAGUGCGUUGUGCACUAUGAAACCUCCAUUUUAAGGAUCUUCCUUAAUGGCAACCUUCAAACAAUGUGUAUUAACA
Molecule: messenger RNA, 2413 nt
Organism: Elgaria multicarinata webbii
Lineage: Eukaryota; Metazoa; Chordata; Lepidosauria; Squamata; Anguidae
Gene: SLC38A6
Product: solute carrier family 38 member 6
Exons: 16
Coding region: 34-1401 (455 amino acids)
Biological process (GO): amino acid transmembrane transport; L-glutamine transport
Cellular component (GO): plasma membrane
Molecular function (GO): L-glutamine transmembrane transporter activity
Source: RefSeq, a predicted model, not a curated record